ACACUUACGCAUACAAGUACAAGAGCCCCAAGUGACCAAAAACCUUAGCCCCAAGUGACCAAAAACCUUAUCUGCUGUUAUCCUCUCUCUCAGACACACAAACUGAAACAUUCAUCAAUUCUUUUUCCUAAGACCCUGAUGUUAUUUGUCUUGUAAAACCAUAGUGUGACAUUCCAUGGCAGCCAUUAUCUCCUGCCAUUACUGUUCUACUCUACCAAGCUCCAAACUUUUCACCCCAAAGAUACCCACCAACCAUUUUCGUUUCCCAUUUUCCCAAAACAACUUUUUGUCUCGGAGAUUUGGACCCAGAUGUUCUGCACAGAAUCCUCACCAGAAGCAGGAAGUGAGGUCAUUUUCCUUGAAGGAGAGUGCAAUUUCUAUAGCUUUGGCAGUUGGGUUAAUAACUGGGGUUCCCACAUUGGAUUGGUCUGCAAAUGCCUAUGCUGCUAGUCCAGUUUUUCCUGAUCUGUCUGUGUUGAUAUCUGGACCUCCCAUCAAGGACCCGGAGGCGUUGUUGAGAUAUGCGCUGCCUAUUGACAAUAAAGCUAUCAGGGAAGUUCAAAAACCACUGGAAGACAUCACAGACAGUCUUAAGGUUGCUGGAGUCAAGGCACUUGAUUCAGUGGAAAGGAAUCUGAAGCAGGCAUCUCGAGCCCUCAAGCAGGGGAAAACUUUAAUUAUAUCAGGGUUAGCAGAGUCAAAGAAGGACCGUGGAGUAGAACUUCUAGACAAGCUGGAAGCAGGAAUGGAUGAACUUCAACAAAUAGUGGAGGAUAGGAAUAGAGAUGCAGUAGCACCAAAACAGAAGGAGCUACUUCAAUAUGUUGGAAGUGUUGAAGAGGAUAUGGUGGAUGGCUUCCCGUAUGAAGUGCCUGAAGAAUACCGAAAUAUGCCUUUAUUGAAGGGGCGAGCAACUGUGGAGAUGAAGGUCAAGGUUAAGGACAAUCCUAACCUAGAUGAAUGUGUCUUCCGUAUAGUUCUAGACGGUUAUAAUGCACCUGUAACUUCUGGGAAUUUCAUAGACUUGGUGGAAAGGCACUUCUAUGAUGGGAUGGAAAUUCAAAGAGCUGAUGGCUUUGUUGUUCAAACCGGUGACCCUGAAGGUCCUGCAGAGGGUUUCAUUGAUCCUAGUACAGAGAAAACCAGGACAAUACCAUUAGAAAUCAUGGCAGAAGGGGAGAAAGCACCCUUCUAUGGAGCAACUUUGGAAGAGCUUGGUCUGUACAAGGCUCAAACAAGGCUUCCGUUUAAUGCAUUUGGAACGAUGGCCAUGGCAAGAGAUGAAUUUGAGGACAAUUCUGCAUCCAGCCAGAUAUUUUGGCUACUGAAAGAAAGUGAAUUAACUCCUAGUAAUGCCAACAUAUUGGAUGGUCGUUACGCAGUGUUUGGUUAUGUGACAGAAAAUGAGGAUUAUUUGGCAGAUGUUAAGGUUGGUGAUGUCAUAGAGUCAAUUCAAGUAGUCGCUGGCUUGGAUAAUCUAGUCAACCCCAGCUACAAGAUUGCUGGCUAAUUACCUUUCUAUAUUUUUAGUAUUAAAUACUGCAUAUGAGAGUUAAUUGGUCAUUUCCAUCAAAUUUGUUGAUGAACCUAAUAAUUUAUGUGAUUUUAAGUUUGAAUUUUCAUUCCAGGAUUCUGGAUAGUUUGAGAGAAUUUUAGCAUCUAAGUUGAGAAGGAAUUCUUGUAAGACAGUACCAACGCCAAGAUCAGAUUUAUUCCAUAUUACAUGCAUUCUUGUAUUCACUUGUUUAUUGAUGGAAUAUAGUAUCAUCAAGUAUUUGUUCCUUGAUGACAUAAUCGUACAA
Messenger RNA from Quercus robur (English oak), 1802 nucleotides. Its product is annotated as peptidyl-prolyl cis-trans isomerase, chloroplastic. Lineage: Eukaryota; Viridiplantae; Streptophyta; Magnoliopsida; Fagales; Fagaceae. Gene Ontology annotation, molecular function: peptidyl-prolyl cis-trans isomerase activity. The transcript is spliced from 7 exons. The coding region runs from base 176 to 1510 and encodes 444 amino acids. The record is from RefSeq and is a predicted model, not a curated record. Gene Ontology annotation, biological process: protein peptidyl-prolyl isomerization.